Plasmodium gonderi is the source of this 987-nucleotide messenger RNA. RefSeq names its product exosome complex component RRP4. Gene Ontology annotation, molecular function: RNA binding. Bases 1 to 987 code for a protein of 328 amino acids. The record is from RefSeq and is a predicted model, not a curated record. Gene Ontology annotation, biological process: exonucleolytic trimming to generate mature 3'-end of 5.8S rRNA from tricistronic rRNA transcript (SSU-rRNA, 5.8S rRNA, LSU-rRNA); TRAMP-dependent tRNA surveillance pathway; poly(A)-dependent snoRNA 3'-end processing. Lineage: Eukaryota; Apicomplexa; Aconoidasida; Haemosporida; Plasmodiidae. Gene Ontology annotation, cellular component: nuclear exosome (RNase complex); cytoplasmic exosome (RNase complex). The transcript has a single exon.
AUGGAUGUGCAUGUAACAACACCUUAUGACGAAGAGCUAGAGGACAUAGAAGAAUUUAAUAACCGCAUACAAGCCACAGAAACGUUAAAACAUAACAAGGGAAAUGUAAAGAAAAACAGUGAUGAGUCGUGUCCAAAUAUUAAAAAGCUAGUAUUACCAGGAGAAGCAAUAUUAAAUAAAAAGGAUAAGGGAAGAUUUUUAAAAGGUAGUGGAUUAUACGAAGAGGAUGAAACAUUUUAUGCAUGCAUAUUAGGAACAGUAAAUUAUAUUAACAAGUUGGUGUAUGUUGAACCGUUAAGGGGAAAGUAUAUAGGUGCUGUAGGAGAUUUAUUAGUUGGAAAAAUAAAAGAUAUAAAUAAUGAUAAAUGGGUAGUUGAGAUAGGUUCAUAUAGUAAAGCUGUAUUAUCCAUAUCUCAGACAAAUAUUAGUGUAUUCAGUCAAAGAAUCAGAUUAUAUAAUGAUGUUAUUAAUAUGAUCAAUAUAUAUAAGCCCAAUGAUGUUAUAGCUUGUGAAGUGCAAAGAAUUCACACUGAUGGUUGUAUCGUUUUGCACACAAGGUCUUCAAUAUAUGGAAAAUUAUCUAAUGGUAUAUUGAUCACAGUUCCCCAAACCUUAAUACAGAACCAGAAGAAACAUAUUUUUGUUUUCCCUUUUAAUGUUCAAGUAAUAUUAGGGAUGAAUGGAUUUAUAUGGAUUUCUUCACCCAUUAAAAAAUCUAAAAACACAAAUCCGAACAGCGUGGAUGAAGACAUUGAAGACAGCAAAUUUGAGGAAGUAGACAACACGACAAGGAGAAAUAUUAGCAUCAUUAGUAAUAUUAUUAAGCUUCUAGCUAAAUACCAUAUUAAUAUUAAUUAUGACAUUAUUACAAAGAUUUAUAUGCAGUAUACGUCAAAUAAAAAUAACACCACUAGCUAUAUUUUGAAACCCUAUGUAUCAGAUUCGUACCUUUUUAGCUACAUCGACAAGUUCUCCAAGUGGGGAUAA